This is a messenger RNA of Lactuca virosa, 735 nucleotides long. The record is from the annotation of a GenBank genome assembly. Lineage: Eukaryota; Viridiplantae; Streptophyta; Magnoliopsida; Asterales; Asteraceae.
AUGAUCGACAAUUCUUAUCUUAAGUACUCGGUCGGAACUCGGAAGUCAUCCAAUCAUUUAGCGCACUUCAAUUCAGAUAUAAGGAUGCAAAUUAUUACCACUGCGCAAGUGUUUUAUGGUGUGUUUUUACUGCUGGUAGUUUCUUUGGAGGUAACUGAAUCACGGUUCCUGGUUAAGACUCUGCCAGGUUUGCUUGGUGAUCUUCCUUUUACACUCGAAACAGGUUACAUUGGUGUUGGAGAAUCCGAUGAGGUGCAACUAUUUUACUACCUUGUUGAGUCGGAAGGGAACCCAAAAGACGACCCUCUCAUGCUUUGGCUCACAGGAGGGCCUGGUUGUUCUGCUCUUUCUGGCCUAUUGUAUGAAAUAGGUCCAUUCACUAUCAACUAUGCGAAUUCCACUUUGGAGAAGACAAUGCUCCAGAUAAACCCUCACAGUUGGACAAAGGCAGCCAGCAUAAUAUUUCUUGAUCAACCUGCUGGAACUGGAUUCUCAUAUGCAAAAACCCUGGAAGCUUAUAUAACAAAUGAUACAUCAUCAACAAUGCAUACUUACCAAUUUCUAAGGAAGUGGCUUGUGGAUCAUCCUAAAUUUCUCAAAAAUCCAUUGUAUAUUGGUGCUGAUUCCUACACUGGCCUAGUGACACCAAUGAUUGUUCAGAAAUAUAUAACGGUAAUGAAGUUGGAGAAUGGCCACAAAUCAACAUCAAAGGGUACGUGCUUGGUAAUCCUCUAA